CGUUCAUAUGUUGCUAGUCGGACUUGUAUUCCAGUUAGACUGAAACCAACCCUACUUGCUGGAGAGGAGCCUGCUCAGCGUAGUGUUUUGGUCAUGUUGAAGAAUGUUCUGAGCAGGUUGGCGACACAAACGGGUCGUGUUCACCGUCAUGUGAAUCGCGCUUCGUCCAUACAGACGCUGACAGCCUGCCGUGUGUCGGUGAGGAGCUUCGCCGAGGUGAAGGACGAGGUGCAGCUUUCUUUCGACUCCUCCCUGCUGGAAGUGCUGGUCUGUCCGCUGUCCAAGAAGCCACUGAGGUACGAUGCCAACACCAACGAGCUGAUCAACGAGGAGCUCGGCAUUGCAUAUCCCAUCGUUGAUGGCAUUCCAAACAUGAUCCCACAGGAGGCCAGGCUGAUACAGAAAGACACUCAAACUCCAAGCACACCUGCAGAGUAGAAUAUCUUUGUUGGACCAAACUCUAACUAACAUUCAUCUAUCCUCUGACUUAGUGAUUUGAAUCCAGCGGUGGGUUAUUGUUGAACUGCCAGAAUGUUCUCCCUGUCCAUGAUGGUGGGACUGGUUCCCAUUGUGUCUCUGUGUGGUUUGUUCUUCUCUGCCGCUGUGGAUGAGAACUUCCCUCAGGGCUGCACCAGCAGCAACAGUCUGUGUUUCUACAGCCUGCUGCUGCCGGUCACCAUCCCAGUCUAUGUCUUCUUCCACCUUUGGAGCUGGAUGGGGAUCAAGCUCUUCAGGCACAACUAGACUAUUCUCAUUAAAUGUUCUCAUCCAUAAAAAUGUAAAUAUUUUCUGGCGUAACUUGGGAUUUUUCAGCUCCUCGAUACAUAUUUUUCAAACAACAAUGCAGAGCUGUUAGAAAUCUGCCAAGAUGGAGGUAUUUUGCUGUAUUUUUUAAACUGCAGGUAGAAAUAUGUACCCCUGCACUAGUCUCAGUGUAAAUGUAAAACACCUGUGAAUACAACCUAAAACUUCUGUUUCUGUAGAGAUUAAACAAUUAAAUCUCAGUGCUAAAUA
Gambusia affinis (western mosquitofish) is the source of this 1014-nucleotide messenger RNA. Its product is annotated as protein preY, mitochondrial-like. The transcript has 2 exons. Lineage: Eukaryota; Metazoa; Chordata; Actinopteri; Cyprinodontiformes; Poeciliidae. The coding region runs from base 94 to 438 and encodes 114 amino acids. The record is from RefSeq and is a predicted model, not a curated record.